This is a messenger RNA of Trichomonas vaginalis G3, 950 nucleotides long. Its product is annotated as protein of unknown function, DUF4106 family. NCBI's taxonomy places the organism in Eukaryota, Parabasalia, Trichomonadida, Trichomonadidae. The annotation marks the transcript as partial. The transcript has a single exon. The record is from RefSeq and is a predicted model, not a curated record.
AUGGAUGAAUUUACUCCGAGAUAUUUGAUGUCAGAGCUAAAUGACAAUUCAACUUUCGUCAUGAAACGCGUAAAAAAUAGAGACGGAACGAAAGAACAAAAGCUUAUGAAUGCGGAUGACGUAGAUAGGGAAAUUGUUGAAAACGGUCUCGGAAUAUAUGAAAUGCCAGCAGAUGAGGUACAAGAAACUCCACAGGAAGAAGUUCAGAUACAACCAGACAUGGAAGAAAUAGUUCAGCAACAACAGCUAGAAGAGCCUGAAGGAAACGAACAAGUCACUCCUUUGGAAACUAACUUCACAGAACUAGAUGAAGAUUUGGAACAGCCGAAAAAUCUUGACCCUCAACAAGAGUAUGCGGAGAAUAUGGAAUAUUUCCAAGAGUCUAAAAAAAAUUCGGCUGACAUAGUAGAAGAAUAUCGAAAAAUGUUUGCCGACAUACAAAAGACUCCAACACCAGAUGAAAAUAUUCAGCAUAGAAUGGAAGUACUGAAAGAAAAUGUACACAAAUACAACAACCCUUUUUACUUACGAGCAUUUAACGUUCAAUCUUCGGAUGAACUCGGUGAAAAUAAAAGGUUAAAUUUCAAGAAAACAUAUAGAAAUGAAACAUUGUUUAAAGUUCAUUCAGAACCUAACCAAGAUGGAAACAAACCUACUUUUGUUUCUGCAGACGAUGGAACUACAAUGAGAUGGGGUCAUAAAGCUAAUCCGGAUAGGUGGUUCAUAAACUUACAACCACAAUUCCAAGAAGUUGUAGACGCAAUGGAAUUGAAUGGUGAACGAGAUAUAGCUGGUAUUUUAAGCGCGGCUUUAAUGCCAUUGAAAGAUAUGAAAGAUGCAGAUAUUUUGGACCAGUAUGAAAUGAACAUGGCUGAUGGAAAUAUAACACCUGACGUUCUAGAACAUUUAUCUCAAAGAACUACACAGAACCAUAGAGAUGGUAUAUUUGG